Molecule: messenger RNA, 1476 nt
Organism: Hansenula ciferrii
Lineage: Eukaryota; Fungi; Ascomycota; Saccharomycetes; Phaffomycetales; Wickerhamomycetaceae
Product: putative inorganic polyphosphate/ATP-NAD kinase
Exons: 1
Coding region: 1-1476 (491 amino acids)
Biological process (GO): NADP+ biosynthetic process; NAD+ metabolic process
Molecular function (GO): NAD+ kinase activity
Source: RefSeq, a predicted model, not a curated record
AUGCAUGGACCAAUACAGGCUAAACAAAAGAGUCACUCACAAGUCCCAACAAAAAAGGAUCUUGAAAUGACAAAUGGUGAAGAUACCAAAACGCUGCUUAAAAGAAUUUCAAACAGUUCCAAUGACCUAAAGCAAAACAGAUCUCAUCAGAAUUUAUCAGAACAAGCACAUAAUGUACGAUUACUCCAAAAGAAUUUAUCGAAAACCACAGUUAAAUUAGAUGCUAAAAAUGUAUUAAUAGUGACGAAGGCAAGAGAUAAUUCAUUAGUUUAUUUAACAAGAGAAAUGGCCGAAUGGUUAUUGAUUAAUUAUAAAAAUUUAAAUGUUUAUGUUGAUUAUCAUUUAGAAAGAUCAAGAAGAUUCAAUCCACAAAGUCUGAUUAGAGAUAUUCCAAGAGCAAAGACAGCGCUUAAAUAUUGGGAUAAACGAUUUAUUAAUGAAAAUUCAGAAUUAAUAGAUUUAGUAAUCACUUUAGGAGGUGAUGGUACUGUUCUUUAUACUUCAUCAUUAUUUCAAAGAAGUGUUCCACCUGUGAUGUCUUUCAGUUUAGGCUCAUUAGGAUUUUUAACAACUUUCCAAUAUGAAGAAUUCAGAGAAACUUUGAAAAUUGUAUUAGAAAAGGGAAUUAGAACAAAUCUUCGAAUGAGAUUAUCAUGUCGUGUUCAUAAAUCAGAUGGAUCUUUAGUAUGUGAACAACAGGCUUUAAAUGAAGUCACAAUAGAUAGAGGUCCUUCACCUUUUGUAUCAAUGUUGGAAUUAUUUGGUGAUGGGAAUUUAUUAACUGUGGCACAAGCUGAUGGGUUAAUUAUCGCUACACCAACUGGUUCAACUGCUUAUUCAUUAUCCGCUGGCGGGUCUUUAGUUCAUCCAAAUGUUUCAGCUAUUUCUGUUACUCCAAUUUGUCCUCAUACUUUAUCAUUUAGACCAAUUUUAUUACCUGAUAGUAUGGUACUGAAAGUUAGAGUUCCUAAAAGAAGUCGCUCCACAGCUUGGGCUGCAUUUGAUGGUAGAUCAAGAGUUGAAUUACAAAAAGGAGAUUAUGUUUCUAUUUCUGCUUCACCAUUUUCAAUGCCAACUGUAAUGUCAUCACCAACUGAAUAUUUUGAUAGUGUAAGUCGUACAUUAAAUUGGAAUAUUAGAGAACAACAAAAAUCAUUUGUUCAUUUAUUAUCAACAAAAAAUAAAAAAAAUUAUGAAGUUAAUCAAUUAUCAAAACCAAAAUUUAAAUUAAAUAUGGAUUCUGACUCCGAAAAUUCUGAAUCUGAACAAAAUGAAAGUGAAGAACAAUUUGAAGCUGGUCAUGAAUCUCCUGAUGAUAUUGAUGAUAAUGAUUUAUCAACUUAUUAUAUGCCUCCUCCUGGUCAAGGUAUUGAUACUCCACCAGUUAUAAAAUCUCAUGCUGCUACCCCAACUUUAAGUCCAAGAUUUAAAGGUUUAGAUGUAUCAGCGUUAACACUUGAUAAAUUUAAAAAAUAA